AGAGGAAGUGAGAGUGUUAUAACAGCAUUGCGUGGAAGCUGUGUCCCUCAUUAACGCUGGUGCUGUGCUGGUGCUGUGUCCUGUGAGGGAGAAAUUGCCCAAAAUUAAAAGGCGAAGUCAUGAGGGAAGCUACGUUUUUGGCCGGAUUGAUCACGAUGAUCGUCCUCGUGCUCUCCUCGGCAGAAGCCCACCGUUACAGUUACGACAACCGAGACUGCUAUUACAACGACCGGUACGACCGCAGCUGCAGCUACUACCCACCCACAAGCUACCACUACCACGACCACAUCUACCAGACCCGCCCUGCACCACACACAUACAGAGGUUAUUCACAUACCUGCAAGUACCUGGCACAUCAUCCUCAUCUACUGCGCAGAAUUCACAAGAUGCUGGUCUUUUAUUUCUCAAAUUGCUAUAACCCCUACUAUGAAUAUUCGGACUUUCAUUACUGAAGCUGAAAGGUGCCCGGGGUAUCAGGACGAGGCUGAAAUGAAGGGAAUUUCUCCGACUUCGAGUCUGUAUUGAGAUUCUAUGUAGUGGUGCUGUCUUGUUAUUGUUUUCAGUAUUAUGUUGUUGUUUGUAUGAUUAUCGUUAUGUGCAUAUAGCUGUG
Molecule: messenger RNA, 610 nt
Organism: Penaeus chinensis
Lineage: Eukaryota; Metazoa; Arthropoda; Malacostraca; Decapoda; Penaeidae
Exons: 3
Coding region: 120-452 (110 amino acids)
Source: RefSeq, a predicted model, not a curated record